This is a messenger RNA of Fundulus heteroclitus (mummichog), 1878 nucleotides long. RefSeq names its product post-GPI attachment to proteins GalNAc transferase 4 (gene pgap4). The record is from RefSeq and is a predicted model, not a curated record. The coding region runs from base 333 to 1523 and encodes 396 amino acids. Gene Ontology annotation, molecular function: glycosyltransferase activity. Gene Ontology annotation, cellular component: Golgi membrane. The transcript has 2 exons. Gene Ontology annotation, biological process: GPI anchor biosynthetic process. NCBI's taxonomy places the organism in Eukaryota, Metazoa, Chordata, Actinopteri, Cyprinodontiformes, Fundulidae.
GACGGACAUGGCAGCUGUUAUAAACCAGCAGCAGCUCUCCUGCUCACUGUGAGUCCACCUUCCUUCUUCCUCUGGUCUGAAACGGUGAAAAUCCUCCAUGUUGUUGCUUCAGGCAACCCCUCGCUGCCUCGUAGGUUCUUAUCUUCGGUUUAGCCUGUGGUACCUUGAUCUUUGAUGUCGACGUUACGGUGUUGACGCGGCGGCGGAAGCGACGGGGGAACCAGAAGUGUCAUAUUAAAAGUCAACCAUAAGCAGGCAUCAGGGACAGGGGUGGUACUGGAUUCCUCACCGCCGUUAUUUCGGCCGCCACCAGCUCCAGCUCCCUUUCAUCAAUGCCUCGAUGGAAAGGUUUCUUAGGUCAGCACCUGCGAUGGUCCAGCUCUGUGACCCGAGCCCUCGGCCUGCUUGUCGUCACGUUCUGCGUCGUCCUUCCCCUCUGCUGCCACCGGCUGCUCUACUCCUACUACUUCUUCCGGUUCAUGUACCUAAACUCCAUGAGCGAUGAAGUCCUCCGGGAGAGUCUGGAGCGAGGCCAGGAGGCGCUCCACUUCUGGCAGAACAGCUCCCCGCUGGAGUCGGCCCGAUUCAGCGACGUAGCCCAAAACCCAGAGCUGCUGGUGACUGUGGUGACGGCCAGGCGGAGCGAGGCGCGGGACUUCCACUACCUGCUCCAGGUGAUGCGGCAGCUGAGCAUCACCGCGGGCGGCUGCGGGGGGCGGCGCUGCGCCGAGGUUGUGCUCUGCGACGUGGAGCGCGGCCCCCAGGAGAACCAGGACGCCAAGCUGCUGGAGGCCCACUUCAGGGUGAUGCGGCGUUCGGCUCGGGAGCAGCAGGCCGACGGGGAACAGAUCAACAUCUUCGAGCGGGAGAAGAGGGACUACGUGUUCUGUCUCCGCCAGGGGUGGGAGCUGGCCAAGCCCAAGAACAUGAUCAUCCUGGAGGACGACGCCCUUCCCAGGCAGGACUUUUUCAGGGUGGUGAAGGAUCUGCUGUCUCGUCGCUUCGCCCUCCGCACGCUUUACAUCAAGCUGUAUCACCCCGAGAGGCUGCAGCGCUACUGGAACCCCGAGCCGUACCGCCUCCUGGAGUGGGUGGGGCUCGGUCUGGUGGCCGCCACAGCCCUCCUCCUCACCGUCCCGUACUGGAACCUGUGCUCCUUCCCCUUCACUCUGUCGGCCAGCCAUCUCCUCUUCUUCACCCUCUACUUCAUGGCGGCCGCCGAGCUGAUAGGCAGACACUACCUCUUGGAGGUUCGGAGAAUGUCGCCGCAGCUCUACGCUGUCUCCCCGGCCACCGAGUGCUGCACCCCGGCCAUGCUUUUUCCAGGCAACGCCUCGCUGAGGGUGGCCGAUUUCCUGGACGCCUCCUUCUGCUACAAAGGGAACGCCAAGGAUACGGUUCUCUAUCAGAUUGCCAGGAGCACUCCCGGAGAAAGGUCCCACAGUGUGGAACCCAACCUCGUCACUCACAUCGGGGCCUAUUCCUCAGUCAGGCCCAACCCACUCAGGCCCAAACUCCUCUGAAAUAAUCUGGGGGGAGGGAAGCAGGCGCCGCCUCUCCUGGGUUUAUGUUUUCCUGCCAAAUCUAGGAAGGACGCGGCGAUGGUGGGCUGACUGUUCAGAUGUGCAGGUUGGAGUUUUGCAGGGACUCGUUUCACUUUCACUCAUUUACACCAGAGGUGCACUUUCACUUGGAGCUGCCUCCACCAGUUUUGGUCUUUUGAGCCUGGUUUAAAGCCUUUGAAACCAGAAUAAGUUAGUUUCAGGUGUUUUGGUUUGGGGGAAAAAGCUGCCUGACACAUAGGAUACAGUAUAAGUCAAUGGGGAUGGCUUUAAUGGCUUUCUAUUGAAAAACAUGAUAAAGAUGAUUAGCUUUUCA